UUUGUCCUUCACGCACGUAUUUAAACACAUAUAUAUGUUUUUUUGAACAUAUAUAUAUAUAUAUGUAUAUAUAUGCUUACAAACCACCACUUUACAAGCAAACCUUCCAUACCAGAAGAGCCAGCCAUAUAUACUAUUUUCAAUAUAGAGUAUUUCAUUUACCAUCAUCAUAUAUACCUCAUAACUAUUUAUAUCAAUCAAUAUUUUUAAACCGUUCAAAUAUCUCAUUCUUCUAUCUUCACAUUCCAAUUCCAAUACUUACCAUAAGAAUAAGAUGUCCAUUAUUGUAUCUUUGACUCUGUGAGCUAGGGAGAAAUAAUAUUACUGAAAAAAGGUAACAAAAAAAGAAAGAAAUUAUAGUUUUGAAAAGAUUAAGGAGGCCGGAGAGGAACAAGAGACAGAUUUCCAGACUGUUUGUUUGUGGGUCACCCCCAAAGAGUAAAAAGAAAUAGAAAAUGUUGACGUGUAUAACGUGCUCAAAGCAGCAGGUAGAGGAUGAAGGAGAAGAAGUAGGGGCGCGUGGGAACAAGGACGCUGUCAAAAACCUCACCAUUCAGAUGAAGGACAUGGCAUUAAAAGCUUCUAGUUCUUCAAAGGGGAAGCCCCCCACAGGGCCAAGCAGCUUCAAGAAAGGACACAAACCAUACACAGACUUUGACACCAUAACUAAAGGGCCCUAUCCUUAUAUGCAACCAGGAGGCUCCGGUUCGACCCCCGCUUGGGACUUUAAUAGUAACGAUGGAGGAUAUGAAGCCCCUCGUCAGUCUGGUCAUUUGGUGUUGGAUGACGACGAUGAUCCUGUAGAAUGGAUGGCUCAGGUAGAGCCUGGAGUUCAAAUUACUUUUGUGUCCUUGCCUAAUGGUGGAAAUGAUCUUAAGCGAAUUAGAUUCAACCGAGAGAUGUUUGAUAAAUGGCAAGCGCAAAGGUGGUGGGGAGAAAACUAUGACCGUAUCAUGGAGCUAUAUAACGUUCAGAGGUUCAAUUGUCAAGCUCUUGACACGCCCGCUAGGUCUGAGGAUGGGAGAGACUCGUCCUAUUCAAGGCUUGGAUCAGUAAGGGACAGUCCAAUGACAAGCCAAUAUAGGAACUACUACAAACCUCCAGAGCAAGGGGGCAAUCACCAGUACAAUGCGGGUCCCAGUGUUUACGGUGUUGGCGGGCCCAAAGGUGAGAUGUCAUCUAUGGAUGCAUCAAGGACAACAACUUCCUCUAGAGACGAGGCAUCGGUUUCAGUUAGCAAUGCCAGCGAUAUUGAUACAGAGUGGAUAGAGGAAGACGAGCCUGGAGUUUAUAUUACCAUCAGACAGUUGGUAGAUGGAGCCCGAGAGCUGCGGCGUGUCAGAUUCAGUCGUGAAAAGUUUGGGGAAGUGCAUGCCAAGCUCUGGUGGGAACAAAACCGAGAGAGAAUACAAUCUCAGUACCUUUAACGAUAUACUAAACUUUCUAACAGAUCACGAAUGAUGUCAUAUUAACAAAAACACAUAUUUCAGAUGGGAGAAUGAAGUUACUCCGCUUUCGGCAUCACACUGGUAUACAAGCUUUUUCGUGUUAGGCUUAGUCUAAAUUCGUGUUGGCUUACCCGCUUCUCUAUAGAUGUUCUUUGGUAGGAUAUGUCAAUGGGAAACCACUCUCACAAACUUCUGUAUGUUUGCUUAUUUGUAGUAAUGUAUUUAUACUCUGAAAGCAGAAGCUGGCAGGUUUAUUAA
Molecule: messenger RNA, 1706 nt
Organism: Erigeron canadensis
Lineage: Eukaryota; Viridiplantae; Streptophyta; Magnoliopsida; Asterales; Asteraceae
Product: protein BREVIS RADIX-like
Exons: 6
Coding region: 456-1427 (323 amino acids)
Source: RefSeq, a predicted model, not a curated record